This is a messenger RNA of Cetraspora pellucida, 1645 nucleotides long. The record is from the annotation of a GenBank genome assembly. Lineage: Eukaryota; Fungi; Glomeromycota; Glomeromycetes; Diversisporales; Gigasporaceae.
AUGUAUUUCUACUUAGCUGCAAUUGUUGCAAUUAUUAGUUACUACUUAUACAAGUUUUAUAUUUAUCCUUUAUAUUUGUCUCCAUUGCGUAAAAUUCCUGGUCCACCUGUUGAUAAUUUAAUUCUUGGAAAUUUUGCUUCUCCUCCUUUUUUAAAUAAAGAGCUAGGUGAAGCUUUUGUUCAUUUAGUGAAACAAUAUGGUGGGAUUGUUAGGUUUCAUGGCUUAUUGAAUGAACAAAAUUUAAUAAUUUCCGAUCAAAAACUUAUUCAACAAGUACUAUUGAGUCGUUCAUAUGAUUAUCCAAAGUUCUUCCUAAACAAAGCUAUAGUUAAGGAACUUUUCGGUGAAGGUAUUGUAAUUGCUGAAGGUGAUUCUCAUAAACGACAAAGAAAUGUGAUGACUCCUUCAUUUGCUUUUGCCAAUGUUAAGGAAAUGGCUCCAAAAUUCGUUCAAGCUGGCCACAAAUUAAAAGAGAUUUGGAUAAAACAAAUUGGUGAUAAGGAAGAGGAAAGAAUUACAAUCACAGAUUUAAUUCCAAAGAUAACUUUAGAUAUUAUUGGUCUUGUUGGGUUUAAUUACGAAUUUAAUUCUACUUCUUCAGGAUCUGAAUUAGCUCAAGCAUUCAAAUCAAUAGUCAGUCGGAAUUAUCCUCCUUUAUACAUAGCUCUUCUUAAGUUCUUUCCGUUUAUCAGAUUAUUACCAACCCCAUCAAACAACAAAUAUUUUAACUCUAUUAAAAUUAUCGCUAAUAUUUCUGAGAAACUAGUUGUUGAACAAAACAAUAGUCUUGUUCAAGGAACAGACUUUUUGUCAUUGAUAAUAAAGGCAAAUGAUAAUUUGCCAGUUAAUGAUCAAUUAACGCAUAAAGAAUUAAUUAGUCAGGUCAUGACAUUACUCUUAGCUGGACAUGAGACCACUAGUAAUGCACUAUCUUGGGCACUAUAUUUUCUCGCAAAACAUCCUGAUGCUCAGGAUCGUCUUCGUAAAGAAGUGUCUGAAGUAUUAACUAAUCGUGAUUAUUUUCCGACCGUUGAUGAAAUUGAACGUUUGAAAUAUUUAGAAUGCGUCAUUAAAGAAACUUUAAGAGUUAUUCCACCUGUGUCUGCACUUCUUCGUCAUACUUCAAAGGAUGAAAUCAUGAAUGGUUACCUUGUUACAAAGAAUACUCCAUUAUGGAUUCCUGUCUACACAAUACAUCGUGAUCCCUUAAUUUGGGGUGAUGAUGCUGAAGAUUUUAACCCAUCCCGAUGGCUUGAUCCGGAAGUAAAAUCAAAAAUAACACAUACUAAUUUCUUACCUUUUGGUGCUGGUCCAAAAAAUUGUUUAGGAAUGAAAAUGGCUUAUUUGGAAUUUAAAUCUCUUUUAUCUGUGAUUAUUAGAAAUUUUGAGUUUAAAUUAGUUGAAGGUUUUACUUUUAAAACGAAACUUGGUGCUUUAUCUAAACCUUCUCCUGGCAUUGAUUUAUGGAUGUCAAAUGUUCCGAACAGUAGAGUCGUUGAUGACCCUCCCAUAGAAGUUUCUGAACAACCUCUUCACCACAAUCCUGAUAGAAGUAGAGUUCAAAUAGUUCCUGAUGUUGCUGUAUAUCCAGAUACAGCAUUUGUUUCAAGGGUUGCUUUUUCCGCCGUAAUACCCCCUCCUCCCG